Molecule: messenger RNA, 481 nt
Organism: Lolium perenne
Lineage: Eukaryota; Viridiplantae; Streptophyta; Magnoliopsida; Poales; Poaceae
Source: RefSeq, a predicted model, not a curated record
GACACUGCAUAUUGCAACAGAAUCAGGCUAGGGCUUGUGCGAUGGGGAGAGGGAGUAAGUCGGCCUUUGCGUCCUUGUUUGGGCUUAGGAGUAAGAGGACGCAGGAGCAGGAAGAGGAGGAUGCUGCGGCGAGGCGGCAGCAACAGCAGGAGGAGAGGUACCGCCGGGGCACGAGGGUGCGGCCAAGCGACGACGACUACUACUACGGCCGCCACUGGUAUGCCGACCGCGACAUCAACCGCAAGGCCUCCGACUUCAUCGACAGGGUGCACCGUGGGAUGCUCACCAACGACGAGCAAGACCAAAACGAGUAGGCAAUGUUAAGGUGAAUCUGCAUGCAUCCGUGCGUGCAGAUGAAUGCAUGAUUGGUCUUGCUGCUAGCUAGAUCAUCAUGCGGUGCAUCUGGUGAUACAUGAUGUGUGUCUGUGUGUGUGUUCAAUUGUGUGAUUAGUCGGUUUGUUGGUGAUGCUUCAGCGUUUUA